AUGGAGAAUUAAUCUGCUUUUUAUAGUUGUUUUGAGAGAAUUGCUUUUGGAGAGAUCGAACUAGAUCUAACAUUAAUUUAAUAAAAUUAGUUUCUGAGAAGUGUGAAACAAUUUCACUUAAAGAAGUUCAUAAGGCUAUCAGUCUUAUCCUAAUGGUAUCAUAGAAAAUCUUUUGUUCGAAUUGUUGAAAUUUUUAUUAUCCUAGAUUCUAGUAAGGAGAAUAUAUUUAUCCAAAAAUUUAUGAAUUUAAACACCAUUCCCAUAAACCAUAAAUUUUAUUGCAUCCUACUCAUAUAUAAGGCCAGAAUAUUAAAAAAAUAUGAUAUCUGCGGUUUGAAAUUGUUUAUCAGUAAAAUAAGUAAAUAAAUCAAUAGAAUUUGUUAAUUAGAUUUAAUAUAAACAAACCUAAUUUAAGAUAUAUAAUUUAAAAUUAUUGUUAGUAUCAUCAGUAAUAGAAAUAAUUGGACUGGCAAUAUUUAAAAUUAAAUAGAUUUUAUCAUAAAUCUAUUGCAAAAGCAAAGAUUCUUUUAUAUUUUUCAAGAUGAUUUAGCAUAUAUAUUUUAAGUUAUGAAAUUAAAAUUCAUUUCGAAAGUAAAACAUAAAACCCACCAUGUAAUGUAAUUUUAAUACUUUUAGAGCACAGUCAGAUAAUAAUAAUAAGCCCUAUAAGAGUGA
This is a messenger RNA of Paramecium octaurelia, 675 nucleotides long. The record is from the annotation of a GenBank genome assembly. Lineage: Eukaryota; Ciliophora; Oligohymenophorea; Peniculida; Parameciidae.